Molecule: messenger RNA, 955 nt
Organism: Phyllostomus hastatus (greater spear-nosed bat)
Lineage: Eukaryota; Metazoa; Chordata; Mammalia; Chiroptera; Phyllostomidae
Product: phospholipase A2 group V-like
Exons: 5
Coding region: 95-511 (138 amino acids)
Biological process (GO): negative regulation of T cell proliferation; arachidonate secretion; phospholipid metabolic process
Molecular function (GO): calcium ion binding; phospholipid binding
Source: RefSeq, a predicted model, not a curated record
ACCCUUAAAACCCGGCGGGCCCAACCCCUGCAUCUCCCCCAGGCCCCACAAAGACCCAAAGACGACGCAGAGCUGGUCUCCCAGAGUCUCUGAGAUGAAGGGCCUCAUCAUGCUGGCUUGGCUCCUGGUUUUCAGUGCGCCUGCUGUGCUGGGAGGCAUCAUGGAAAUGAACCAGAUGAUCGAGGAGGUGACGGGAAAGAAUGCUGUGAUAGACUAUGGCUUCUACGGCUGUUACUGCGGCUUGGGCGGUCAGGGGACCCCCAAGGAUGCUACUGACCGGUGCUGCAUGGAGCAUGACCGCUGCUAUGAUGUGCUGCAGAAGAAAGGCUACGACACCUGGUCGCACUAUUACAAGUACAGAUACUCACGGGACGUGAUCACCUGCGAGCCUGGGCCCCGCCUCCAGGUGCAGCUCUGCACCUGUGACCAGAAGUUGGCCUACUGCCUGAAGAAACACCUAAAGACCUACAACCCUAAGUACAGACACGUCUUCAAACUCUGCUGCACCUAGUGACCCUCAGUGAGCUCCUCCCAGAUCGUGACUUUCGUCCCCCGCUUCCUACACAACACGCAGCUUUCCAACUCUGAGCUCCUCAGAGAGGCUCCCUGGUCUUGCCCCUUGUUUUUUCCUGAUGGUCGCUGGCCUGGGAGGAGCCCCAGGGCCACCCUUCCCUCCCCACAGAACCCCCAGAGAUUGACUCCGGUCAUGGGACUCGACAAAGUCGAGGUCCCUGGCCUCUCCACUUGUGAGGUCAGUCCUUCUGGUGCCCAGAGCUCCCUCUUAACUCCGGGCCCAUCGCUGUCGACUCUGAAGACAGAGCCCAGUCUCCGGGAGGAAGGCUUCCCUGGGAUGCAUUUACUUCUCGGUUUCUGCUCAACAAGAAGCAAAAUUAACGCUGUAAAUCUGACAUGUGAAUAUUAAACAAAAUGCCUCCUCAAGAGCAAUAGCAAACCA